Molecule: messenger RNA, 699 nt
Organism: Hydatigera taeniaeformis
Lineage: Eukaryota; Metazoa; Platyhelminthes; Cestoda; Cyclophyllidea; Taeniidae
Source: the annotation of a GenBank genome assembly
AUGGAUGACUCCCGUAGUCUCUACGGCUUUUUUGCAAGGCCAGGUUCGGGUCCGUACGUUGUUAUCGCCCUGUGUUGCGUCGCAAAUUUUAUAAAUGCAGCGGAUCGCGUAUUGAUGCCCAUAACCAUAAUUUCAAUGGCAGAUGAAUUCGAUUGGGAUCUGCAUUUUCAAGGCUGGAUACUCAGCAGCUUCUCAGUUGGUUAUCUCAGUAGUCUAGUUGCUGGGGGCAGUGCGGCUAAAAACUUUGGCGGAAGAAGGGUUCUUACGCUGGCCGUAUUACUGUGGUCAUUGUCGUCUUUCCUGACUCCGUUUUUCGCCGCCUCCUGGCCGCUAAUGAUAUUUUUUCGUUUCCUUCUUGGCGUUGGUGAAGGAAUAGGAUUACCAACUAUGUUUCACAUCUUUUCCCAUACUGUUCCUGUGGAGGAACGUGGCAGAGCCUUCAGUUAUCUGAUAGCUCUAGGAUCUGUGGGUCAGUUUGUUGCUGGGAUAAUAUCCCCCCACAUGACUUGGCCUCUUCCCUUUCUUCUCUUUGGUGGAUUCGGCUUGCUGUGGGUUGUCGCGUGGGUCUUAUUUACCAAGUCAUUUGGUGAUUUCGAGCAUUUAGGCCCAUCUGAUUACCUUGUUUCGACACCACCGGUAAGGCAUUUAUUCGUCUCUCUAACUCAUCCCUCUCUUAGCUCGAUCACUUUCGCUCUGUAA